AUGAUUUAGUUAAUACAUGUAAUUCAAGACUUCCAUUUUUAGUUGAUAAUAUUUUUUUUAUGUAUUUGUUUCAGAAAGAAAUAAUUCAAUAGGAAUUUGAUUAAGCAAAAAUGAUAUGCUUUUUUGUCUAAAUAAUUCAAUAGAAGUUUGUUUUAGAAUGAAUAUACGAGCACAAUUUCUUAUUGUCUAAAAGUGUUGUGCUUUUUUGCUUUACUAAAUUUCCAUGAGCACCACGAGUCUUUAAUUAUUUGAGUCAUUGACUAGAAAAGCAAGUCUUUGGGAAAAAGGCCAUAUCCUUCAAUUUAAACUAUGCAAUGCAGUGAAAUUUGGCAUUAUAAAACACCAACUUAGCUUCUCUUCUCUCUCAUAAAAUCAACAUCCAGUACGUAUGGAUGCUAUUGCUGUUUAUAUCACUUUCCUAUUGUUCAUGUCCUUACCAUCAGAAAAUACUAGAGCUAGAGCUGAAACACAACCACCACUACCCAAGAAGAUAGUACCUGGUACCUCACUUUCCCCUAUCAGUGCUCACUCCUCUUCUUGGCUUUCCCAUUCUGGCCUAUUUGCUUUUGGAUUUUAUCCACAAGGCAAUGGCUUUGUUGUUGCAAUUUGGUUGGUUUGCAAGAAGAACAAUACAAUAGUAUGGACUGCAAACCGAGAUGAUCCUCCAGUAACCUCAACUGCAAAGCUACAAUUUACCAUGAACGGUAGGCUAAUACUAAAAGAUCAAAAAGGACAAGAGAAGCUUGUUGUUAAGGUUAAUGCAAGAGCUUCCUCUGGCUCCAUGCUUGAUUCUGGGAAUUUUGUACUAUACGGCAACGAUAAUUCCAGCAUCAUAUGGCAGAGUUUCGAUUACCCAACUGAUACUUUGUUGGGGAAUCAAUCUCUACCUUGCGGUGGCCAACUCUCCUCUAGUAUAUCAGAGACCAAUCGGUCAACUGGAAGGUUUCAACUGAACAUGCAGAAUGAUGGAAAUCUUGUUCUGUAUCCAGCAUACAUAUCUGCAACAUCAUGGGAUGCUUACUGGGCCUCUGAUACUAGUGCGGGUAAUGAGGUCAAAUAUCAUCUUUACCUCAACAAAACAGGUUCACUCCAGAUUUUGAAUAGCAGUAGUGUUUUUAUUUCUAGCCCUAUCGCCACUUUGAUUGAUGCUCUAGAAGACAAUGACACUGGAGGAAACCAGACUAUUUAUCGUGCAACCCUUGAUUCUGAUGGAGUUUUUCGGCUCUAUGCUCAUUAUGUUAACAAUGGCAGUGACAAAGUUAUCAAAAGUUUUCCAGAGACCAACACGUGUGAAGUAAAAGGGUUUUGUGGCUUCAACAGCUACUGCACAUUCAACGAUGACAAACUAUUGUGCAGCUGUCUCCCUGGUUAUAAACUAUUAGAUGAAAAAAACCAAGAUACUAGUCUUGGCUGCAAAAGGAACUAUUCGAAAGCUGAGUGUAAAGAUGAAAAAGAUGGUGAGGCCUUUUAUAACAUGGUACCAAUGAACAAUAUUGUAUGGGAUGACCAUCCUUAUUUCCAAAAUGAAGAUACGUCAUCAGAAGAACAAUGCUCCCUUGCUUGUUUAGUUGAUUGUAACUGUUGGGCUGCAUUGUAUGAAAAAGGAAGCUGCAAGAAACAAGGGCUGCCUUUGAGAUAUGCCAAACGAACACAUGAAGGUGACGAUUCUACCAAGGCGUUCUUCAAGGUGGGAAAAAACAGCUGGAAGGGGUAUGAAAAUCCUUUUCCCAUUCCAAUCAAGACUACAAGUAACAAAGCAGUAGUGCAUAUUAUUGUUGUUACAUCUGUAUUUAGUAUCAUUUUGUGUUCAGCGAUUGUUAUAUCGAGCCAUUACAUGUACAAGAUUCGGGUUUUAAAGUACAAAAGGCUAACCGAAACAUGGAGCUUGGGGGGCCUGAAUGAAGAUGUAGCUUUGAGAAGGUUUACAUACAAUGAGUUGAGAAGAGCAACAAACCAGUUCAAGGAAGAGUUGGGUAAGGGAUCUUUUGGAGCAGUUUACAAAGGAAGCUUAAACAAAGGUAAGACUAAGAGAUUCAUUGCAGUGAAGAGGCUAGAGAAGUUGGUGGAAGAAGGAGAAAGGGAGUUUCAAGCAGAAGUGAGGGCUAUUGGAAAAACCCAUCACAGGAACUUAGUUAGAUUGCUAGGAUUUUGUGCUGAGGGUUCUAAAAGGCUUCUGGUUUAUGAAUACAUGAGCAAUGGUUCACUUGGAAAGCUUCUGUUUGGCGAUCAAAGACGUCCGAAUUGGGAUGAGAGAAUAAGAAUAGCACUGGACAUUGCUAGAGGGAUCUUGUAUCUCCAUGAAGAGUGUGAGGCACCCAUCAUUCAUUGUGACAUAAAGCCUCAAAAUAUUUUGAUGGAUGAGUUUUGGACUGCUAAGAUAUCUGAUUUUGGGCUUGCAAAACUUCUAAUGCCCGAUCAAACCAGAACUUUCACGGUGAUUAGAGGGACAAGAGGCUACAUGGCGCCAGAAUGGAACAAGAACACUCCAAUAUCACUGAAGGCAGAUGUUUAUAGCUAUGGAAUAGUAUUGUUGGAAACACUUUGUUGCAGAAGAAACCUUGAUGUUAAUGUGUUGGAACCAGAGGAGAUUCUUCUCUCUGGUUGGGCUUAUAAAUGCUUUGUUGCAAGAGAGGUAAAUAAGCUUGUUCCUUCGGAAGUUAUUGAUGAGAAUGUCAUGGAGAAUAUGGUUAAGGUGGCACUUUGGUGUAUCCAAGAUGAACCUCUUCUCCGUCCGACAAUGAAAGGUGUAGUGUUGAUGUUAGAAGGGAUUACAGAUAUAGCAAUUCCUCCUUGUCCAGAUUCAAAUCGUGCAUGAAAAUAAUGUUGCAGCAGUUCCUCAAGUGUUUUUCAGUCUGUUUAUUUAUGUCAUGUUAUUUUUUGUUGGUUUUAUUUCAAUUGUUAAGGUUGUCGCUAUGUUGUGUACAGUUAAAAUAAGGUAGCAAGCCAAAAACUUGUGUAGUUAUUCCUCUUUCUCUUGUCAAUUCAUGAUACAAAUUAGCAGUAGAUUAUAUAAUAUUUUGUUAAAAUUUCAGUUUGACUAAAACGUGAACAAAAUUUCAUUUGUUUC
This is a messenger RNA of Cicer arietinum (chickpea), 3067 nucleotides long. RefSeq names its product G-type lectin S-receptor-like serine/threonine-protein kinase LECRK1. Gene Ontology annotation, biological process: protein phosphorylation. Lineage: Eukaryota; Viridiplantae; Streptophyta; Magnoliopsida; Fabales; Fabaceae. Gene Ontology annotation, molecular function: protein serine/threonine kinase activity; ATP binding. The record is from RefSeq and is a predicted model, not a curated record.